AUGAGGAUGCUAGCAAUAAGAGAUUUAUCCAGGACUGUUGCUGCAAAAGCCGAUAUGGUUAUGGCGCUGAAGCUGUGCAGGAGGCUAUCAGGAUUUAUUGCUGGUGCAAAUUCUAGAUGUAAUAGGCUAAGUGAUGUUGAUAAGUUUGCUUUACUGUUCCAAAAUUGCACAGGUGUGAGGUCUCUGAAGAAGCUCCAUGCUCGUGUUCUGACACUUGGACUUGGCAGGGAUGUUAUUCUUGGCUCUGAAAUUCUGAUUUGUUAUGCUAGUUUAGGUGUUCUGUGCAAGACAAGACUUUGUUUCCAAGGCUUCUUAAAUGAUAAUCUUGCCCAGUGGAAUUCAGUCAUGGUUGACAUUUUUAGAGCUGGUUAUCCUGAGGAAGCUAUUCUUUUGUACAGAGGGUUGAAGCUGCGUCAGAUUGGCUUGGAUGAGAAAACUGUUACUUUUGGCUUGAAGAGCUGCACUGAGCUCCGAAAUUUGUUAUUGGGCAAAGGAAUGCAUGCAGACUCACUGAAGCUUGGCCUCAGUAGGGAUAAAUUCGUUGGUUCUUCUCUUGUUGGGUUAUACUCUAAGCUUGCCAGAAUGGAUGAUUCACAGAAGGCAUUUGAAGAGAUUCUCGACAAGAACAUCGUUUCUUACACCUCGAUGAUCGCUGGUUAUUCUGAAAAUAUGGAUUCUACUUCAUGGAAUGUAUUUGAAAUUGCCAGUGACAUGUCGCGGAGCAACUUGGAAGUAAACUGUGUGACUCUGGUUAGCUUACUGCAAGUUGCUGGUAAUCUGGGAGCAAUCAGAGAAGGGAAAUCGGUACAUUGCUAUUCAAUAAGGAGAGGUAUUGGUGUCUCAGAUGAAAUUCUAGGGACCAGCCUUGUUCACUUGUACAUGCAAUGUGGAGCUUACCAAUUAGCAUCUGCUGCCUUGAAGAAUUCAGUGCAAUCUGUGGCUUCCUGGAAUGCAAUGCUUGCUGGUCUUGUUCGAACCGGACAGAGUGGCAAUGCAAUCCACCAUUUUUCUGUCAUGCUACAUGAGCAUAAGGUAGUUCCAGAUUCUGUAACCUAUGCAAAUUUAAUAUCUGCUUGUGCUGAGCUAUGCAAUUCUGGCUAUGCUGCUAGUGUUCAUGCCUACCUAAUUAGAAGAUGUAUUCCUCUAGAUGUAGUUUUCGCCACAGCUCUUAUCGAGGUAUACUUGAAAUGCACUAGAAUUAUGAGAUCCAAGCAUCUCUUUGAUCAAUUGGUGGUUAAAGAUGUAGUCUCCUAUAACACCAUGAUCUAUGGUUAUCUCCAAAAUGGCAUGGCCAAUAAAGCUAUUGCGUUGCUCAAAGAAAUGGUGGCAGAAUGUGUUGCACCAAAUUUUGUGACCAUUCUUAGUCUGCUUGUAGCUAUCGCUGAUCACAAAUAUUUUGUUAGAGGGAGGUGGAUUCAUGGGCUUUCAAUUAGACAUGGUUUUUGUGCCAAUGUCGACAUUGCAAAUCAAAUUAUACGCAUGUAUUCUGGUUGUGGAAAGAUUACAUCAGCAAGGAUUGUAUUUGCUUCAUUGGAAAAGAAAAAUUUAAUUUCAUGGACCGCCAUGAUGAUGGGAUGCUUAUUCUGUGGACAUGGAGGUGAAACAGUUGAAUUAUUUCAAUUAUUAAUGCAGCAACAUGGCAAUAAGCCUGAUUCUGUCACUGUUAUGACUGCAAUUCAGGCUGUUUCCGAGCUUGGACAUUUGAAAGAUGUAAAGCAAAUUCAUUGUUUUGUCUACCGUGCCUUGUUGGAGAAAGAUACAAAGACCAUAAAUUCUUUGAUAACUGCAUAUGCCAAAUGUGGAAGGUUGGAUUUAUCAGUAGGUUUGUUCUUAAGUUUGGAACACAGAGAUCUAGAUUCAUGGAAUUCUAUGAUCAGCGCUUAUGGGAUGCAUGGAUUUUAUACUAAGGUACUUGAAAUGUUUAAGCUGAUGGAAGAAGGAAACAUUAAUCCUGAUGGGUUAACAUUUUCUUCAGUGCUUUCUGCAUGCAGUCAUGCUGGUCUAAUUAAGGAGGGUUUGCAUAUUUUUCAGUCAAUGACCUCAAUAUAUUCAGUUCUUCCACAGGAAGAGCAUUAUGGUUGCAUUGUUGAUUUAUUGAGUCGAGCAGGGCAUCUUGAAGAAGGAUACAAGCUCAUAAAGUUAUCUACCUUAAAUGACAAAUCUAGUGUACUUUGUGCUUUACUUUCUGCAUGCAGAACUUAUGGAAAUACAAUGCUUGGGCAGGUUAUUAGCAGUGAGCUCCUUGAGCUUGGACAACAGAAUCCAGGUACUUAUGCUUUGAUUUCAGAGGUAUUUGCUCAGAAAGGACAAUGGAAUAAAUCAGCUAAUAUAAGGAAUAGAGCAAAAGAAAAUGGGUCGAGAAAACUUCCUGGUUCUAGCUUGAUCGAAUCAGUGGAGCAAGCUAACAAGGUGUGUUAG
Miscanthus lutarioriparius is the source of this 2418-nucleotide messenger RNA. The record is from the annotation of a GenBank genome assembly. Lineage: Eukaryota; Viridiplantae; Streptophyta; Magnoliopsida; Poales; Poaceae.